GCGGAUCUCGCCCAUUUGAAGACUGGCGCCCGAGCUGCGAAGACGUGACAGGACUGCAAUUAAGUCUAAGGAAUGGGUUUCAGAAUUGUGCUCUUAGCUGCCACCGGUCUGGGAGCCAUGUACAUGAUGCAUCUGCUCGCCCAGGAUUGGGUGAAGAUCCGACCCAUUCGCGGAAUAACCCAACUAGCCGGAAUGGCCGCUCAGCCGAUCCAACAGGUUAUUGCACCCAUCCAACAGGCCAGCGGGGCGCUAAAUUUAUUCCGGAGCAGGAGAGAGGCCAGCCUGAAUCACGAACUCGGUUGGGUGCGAAGGACCCAAGAUUCGGGUGGAGGCAAUGGUGCCAGAGGUGGCCGAGGUGGAGGCGCGGACCAUAGGCCACCACCUGCCGUCGAUUGGAAGAGGAUCCUGUCGAGAGAUCCCUUCGAGUGCCUGCAAUCCUUGAUAUGCCAACUGAUGUCCGGAGCGGAAGCGAAAGUUCCGGAGGCAGAGCUGCUCAUGGAUUAUCUGGAGUCAUCGCUGGAGCUGGCUCCGGCCAAGAUUGGUCGCGCCUUCAGUCGAGGAUUGGCCUUGAGAGGCAGCACGGAGCUGUGCUACAACGAAUAUCCAUUUUGCCUCUACUCCGCCAAGACGAUGUUGCGCAUCCUGCGUUGGUUCAGUGAAUCGGGUGAAUCGCUGCCCGUGGAUAAUGUGGCCUAGUUCAAAUCCAGUCUAGCUUCAGUUUACCCAAGAGAGAGUUGAAAGAGAAAGUGAAAAUGUGAAACUAUGUUAUAUGAUGUUAAUAGAAUAUCAAUAAUAAAGGAUAGGAUAUGAUGCAUCAUCUUUUAUUAUAAA
Messenger RNA from Drosophila sechellia, 831 nucleotides. RefSeq lists its product as uncharacterized. The transcript is spliced from 2 exons. The record is from RefSeq and is a predicted model, not a curated record. The coding region runs from base 73 to 696 and encodes 207 amino acids. NCBI's taxonomy places the organism in Eukaryota, Metazoa, Arthropoda, Insecta, Diptera, Drosophilidae.